CAUUCAUUACCUCUGUCCUCCCUCUCUCUGCUCAGAGUGAGCUCUGCUCCUCUGGUUUAUUUUGAGGUGGUCUUAUCACAGCUGUUGUAUCUGUGGUGGCAGCCUGUCCCAAGCCCCUCGACACUCUUCCUUUUCCCUCUCUGGCCCUUGCUCCUGUAUAGCUCAGAAUAAUGGAGGCUUGUCCUGCACCCACGGGUCCCGAGGCGUCGCUAGCCGAGGGUCGGCACAUUGACCUGACAGAGGACCUGGCCCAGCAGCUGGAGGACAUCAUUAGCACCUACCAGGCUGACGAGAAUCCCGCUGAGCCAGAGGACGCCGAGGAGGUCACGGCCGUCAAAGAGGCAGACACCCGCAAGGACCAGAAACUGGAGAAGAAGAUGCUCAAAAACCUAGGGAAGGAAGCCAUGCUGCUGAUGCAAAGUUUGAACAAACUCCACACUCCAGAACAGAAACUGGAAGCCAUCAUCAAGAAGCAUGCCGAGCUGUUGGAGGAGCAUCGGAGCGACCAGAAGCAGCUGAAGGUGCUGCAGAAGAAGCUGCUCCAGGUGAUGAAGGAGAAGGACCAGCUGCAGAGCGAGCACAGCCGGGCCGUGCUGGCUCGCAGCAAACUGGAGGGGCUCUGCCGAGAGCUGCAGAGGCACAACAAGACCUUAAAGGAAGAGACCCUGCAGAGGUGCAGAGAGGACGACCUGAAGAGGAAAGAGAUCACCACCCAUUUCCAGGGGACGCUGAGCGAGAUUCAGGCCCAAAUCGAGGAACACAGCAACCGCAACACCAAGCUAUGCCAGGAGAACAGCGAUCUGGCAGAGAAACUGAAGGGGCUGAUUUCACAGUACGACCAGCGAGAGGCGAACCUGGAAAAGGUUUUCAAACACAGAGACCUGAAAGAAAAGCUGCUGGAAACCAAACUCACGCAGGCCAACAUGAUCCUGCACGAGACAGAGGAGAAGCACAAGCUGGAAAAAGAGCUUCUGCUAAAACAGGCGGCAGCGUAUAAAAUGAAAUUGAAGGUCAUGAAGGAGCAAGAGAGCGAUACGAAGAUCCAGCUCGAUAUGUACUCCAAGAAGUUUGAUGAAUUCCAGGGCACGGUAUCAAAGAGUAACAGUGUCUACACCGGCUUCAAACAGGACAUGGACAAAAUGACCAAGAGAAUGAAAAAGCUGGAUAAAGAGUGCCAGUCAUGGAAGACUCGCUUUGAUAGCUGCAACAAGAGUCUCCUUGACAUGGUGUCAGAUAAAGCAAUCAAGGAAAAGGAGUUUGAGCUCAUCAACAUCAAGAACCAGAAGCUUGAGAAUCUGUGCAGGGCUUUGCAAGAGGAGAGGAAGAGUCUUUCUGAGAAGGUGCAGGGAGCUGGAAGUCAACCAGACAUCAGCACUACUGAACCAACACAGAAGGAGAGCCCUGAGGAGCUGGAGACCCCUCAAGUCCCUAAAGAGGACGACCCUGUCCAGAAUGCUGCAGCUCCCGCCUCCACUGCCCCCGUCGAGACACCAGCACCCGAAACCCCACUGUCCAAGGAACUGGCUAAACUGAAGUCUGAGCAGAGCCGCCUGAACGAGAUUGUCAGCUCUUUCACAAUCUCUCAUGUUAUACCCACAGAAACAGACGUUAGCCAAUCACAAGGACACUCUGAAGAGGAGCCAGAGGAGAACCACAUAGAGGAGAGCGAUGGCGAUCACCUCCAGGAAGUCGAGGACGACGGAUGCCAAGAACAGAGAGAUUUGGAAAUGGAGUCGGUUGAUUAAUGCUGCAACUAAUGUGGAAAAGAAAUCUGGCUCAUGUGAGAUUCACAGCAAUAAAAAGAAAAAUGCUGGCUCUGUG
Molecule: messenger RNA, 1821 nt
Organism: Sebastes umbrosus (honeycomb rockfish)
Lineage: Eukaryota; Metazoa; Chordata; Actinopteri; Perciformes; Sebastidae
Gene: txlnbb
Product: taxilin beta b
Exons: 10
Coding region: 171-1745 (524 amino acids)
Molecular function (GO): syntaxin binding
Source: RefSeq, a predicted model, not a curated record